This is a messenger RNA of Orussus abietinus, 3363 nucleotides long. RefSeq names its product conserved oligomeric Golgi complex subunit 1 (gene Cog1). The coding region runs from base 509 to 3193 and encodes 894 amino acids. NCBI's taxonomy places the organism in Eukaryota, Metazoa, Arthropoda, Insecta, Hymenoptera, Orussidae. The transcript has 10 exons. Gene Ontology annotation, biological process: intra-Golgi vesicle-mediated transport. The record is from RefSeq and is a predicted model, not a curated record. Gene Ontology annotation, cellular component: Golgi apparatus; COG complex.
CAGCACCUUACAUGUUAUGAUAAAUAUAAUUUAACUGGCAAGGUACUUAUAUUGUGUUAAUCUCAUCUUCAUUUCUUUAGCUAAAAGAACACUCGGCAGCAUCUAUCACUGUCGAACGUUCUUGUUUCUUCACAUUUUAUCUUUCAUGCAUAUGUAUGAUGUAUGUAUGUAUGUAUGGACAUAAUACAUGCAUCUUUGACUACAAAAGUUUAUAGUCAAAGUGUACACGCAGCACACUUGCGAUGAAUAUAGACAGGUACUGCAAAUAAGAUAAAGAAAGUGCGUGUAACCUGCUAGAUACAGAGACUGCUAGGUAUUGCUAUAAGAUAAAAAGAGAUAGAGAGAGAUGACCACAGCGCCGCCAUCUUCUGACCAACGUACUAAUUAUUGAGCAUCAAAUAUUCGUAUCCUUCUGGGCUUCUAUGGGAAUUUUUGAAUCGUUUGAAUCCUUCAAGUCAGUGAAGUGUGGUAAUUAGCUCGAUCUGUCAAAAACAAGUUAUCGAAGAAAAUGCCGGUGACAAAUUAUUUAAACUUGGAUAUUGACAAGCUUUUCGAAGAGCACACAAUAAAGGAGAUUGAGCAAAUUCAAAAGAAAAUUGAAAUCGAAAGCGAGCGUAAGAAAAUUGAGCUUCGAACUUUGAUUAGUGAGAGGUACAGAGAUUUGAUACAAGCUGCAGAUGCGAUAACAGAAAUGAAAGAAACAUCAGAGCAGGUUAUCGAGAGGAUGGCUAAGCUGGAAGAGACGUUUCACCUUUUGCAACAAAAGUACUUAAUAGGUUUCAAAAUAGUGCCUAUUGAAACGAAAUCAGAAAGAGAAUUUCAAGAAAAGCGGGAUUCUGUAGUGAUGCAAUUAAAGAUUUUAAUGGAUGUGCCAGAAAAGAUUUGGACCGCUAUAGAUAGUAAAAAUAUUCUGUUAGCUACACAGCUCUUCAUACUUGCUCAGCACUUGCAGUAUAGUUUGAAAUUAGAGGUCGGAGACGAGGAGCUCUUAAAUAAAUAUCCAAUAGUCACUGAGCAAUGGAAAUCGAUAAGUCAAUUUAAAACAGUUAUUCCGAAAGAAUGUAAUAGAAUACUAUUGUCAUCGGAUUUGUUGCCUGAGUCUGCUGCAAAUGUUCUGGCUUCAUUAGUGAUUUUAGAGAAAAUUUCAGCUCCAGCUUUAUUGGAAAAGUUGAUAGUUCAAAGAAGUCGUACCAUUGAAGAAAUUGUUAAAGGUGAUUGCGAUCAUACCGUAAAGUUCAGGGUGAAAUCGUGCAUUAAGUUGUUAAAUGAUACCGUCACAUUGAUCUAUACCUGCUUCGUGAAAGCUAAUGACAAAAAUGAUGGCCUCAUCUCCCAACACAUUAAAUCUAUGGUACAUCUGGAAGCACAUUCCAUGCUCUUACAUCUAAAUUUGAGCAGUGAGUUGUUAAACAAGUUGCUGCCAACAAUUGCAACAAAUCAUAAACCUUUCUUUGGUAUUCAGUUUAAGGAUCUGUCAUUAUCAGAAAUUCAGGAAAGUAUAAAUACUUGGCUUAAGUGGGUUAGAGAAUUAAUAGAUAUUGAAAUGACCAAACUAUUGAAUUUGAUAACAUCUGUUCGUGGAAUAUAUAAUGUCCGUGAGGAGGUUCUUACAGUCCACAUUCCAGAAAAUUGGGUUUCAAUGUGGAAAGGAUUAUCAUUGCCAGUUUUAAAUUUCUGGGCGGAAUUUUUUAAACCUCUUCUUACAAAAAGAAUAAAGGGUAUCAUUGUCGACAAAUGGAACAAUGCUUUGACCAACUUGAAGGUAGCGGUUUCAGAUUUGUUGAGCAAAGUAUCUCGAGAACAGCAUGAAUUUCCUGAACAUGACCUGCGCUGGUAUGUUUGGAAAGAUUCGCCAGCCGAUAUUCCUCAACAGUUAACAAAAAAUAGUUAUGCCGAUAACAAAAGGUCCUUGCUUAUAAAGAGUAAAGGAUUUUCACCCAGUCUAGUCAAGCUCUGUCAAGACUUUGACAAGAGCUUGUUGGAUCUUCUUUUGGAUUUAGAACAGUAUUUGUAUGAGACGAAUAAAGUUAUGUCAGCGAAGAACAAUUUACUUACGAUAGAUAUUUCAGUGGUGUCUAAUAAAUUUGCUGAUCGUGAAGAACUGCAGGAAGAUUUGCAGAAUGUUAGUACUAGUAAGAUCCAAGACAUUAAAACAUUUAUUAGAGAAGAAUGCAUCCCUGAAAAACCGAAAUUUGGAAGACGAGAGACAAAUGCUAUAGUAAUGGCUCGAUUUCUUCAAGCCCUGACAUCUUUAUGCCCUAAUUUAAAUAAAUGUUUUGCGCUUUCUAAGAUGUCCAGCUUGACCAUGAUAAACGUCAAGUGGCAGUCAAUUUGUGAUAGUUUGAAAGAAGAAAGUAUCUUUACAUGGACAAUUUGGGAAAAUUUGUAUAAAGUGAAAUUGUGUGAACAGAGGGACAGACAUUUAAAGUUAUCCGUCGAUGAAUUUCGUAUUCAUCUGACGAUCUCAGAAUGGGAAAAAAUAAUGAUCGAAGAAGAAGCCGAGGAGGGAAAGAGAAUCAAGUCUGAAAUUCUUGUGCCGUAUCAGCCAUCGGUUCCUUUACAAAAACUUUUGGCAGAUGUGUGCAGAGACCUGAACUUAAUCAUACCUCAUACUAUUCCAAAAAAAAUCCUCUAUAAAAUUAUCGAAGACGUAGUCUUAAUUGUUUUCGAUUACUACCAAAAAAUGUCUGAGUGUACAGGACUUCGACAAAAGCAAGCCUUUCAAGUUCUUUUUGAUGUAAAAUAUGUCACGUUAUUAAUGGUAGCCAGAGAGAAUAAAGUACUGAUGGAAAAGUCAGCGGAAGUCUGUGAUAAAGUCCUGUUGAAGAUCGAUCCUUUCGACUUGGAUGUGUUUUAUCCUUUCAUACAUGGAAAUGUUAAGAAGAGUGUCCAGAGGUCUUUGUUGAUAUAUGGAACCUUAGUACCUCAUGCCGAACAACUCCAUUCUAUAUUAGGUGCACGUAGUGAGUACAAUGUAAGUGAUUCCACAAAACCUAUAUCGAAUCCUCCAGGAGUACUUGCAUUAUGCACCGGAGCUCCUUGGUUGCCUCCGCUAGCAGUAACUGCACCUGCAAGAAAUCUGCCUCUGUCAUCGGUUUCGAUACCCGACAAAAUUCAGAUCGGUGCUUGCUUAAGCGCAAGAAGGCACUCAUUAAAGUCCCUCCAAAGAGUGACCCAACUGGAACGACGAUAAAAUCUGGAGCAGCAGCGUUUUUUGGUGCCAUGGGGUCCGAUUGGUUCAGCACGAGUUAGCCAGUAUUUCAAGUAUCACCUUAUUUGUAUAUACAUUAUUAACCAGUGAAUAUAGAAUAUUAUUUGUUAUGCAUAUUAAUACACACCUUGUAUUACUAAUUGUACAUACAA